GUCGUCCCGCAUAACGGGCGGCGACGCGUCCCCGGAUCGCCCCACGCCCGAGGCGCGCGACGCCGCGGAGUCGGGCGACGCGGCCGCCGGGACGCCCGGCGAGGCGAGCCCCCUCGACGCCGCGCCCGCGGUGGAGGAGCUGCUGCUGCUCGGCCUGCAGCGGCAAUGCGAGGAGGCCGAGGCCAGCUUCCUCGCCGACCCGGACGGCCGGCUGCUGCAUGCCAACGCGGCGAUGCAGGCCCUGCUGCCCCUGCUCGAGGCCGCCGCGCCGGAGCUGAUGGAUCGGCUGAUCGCCGAGGCCUGCGCCACCUGCGAGGAGCCGGCGCCGCCCGAGCUGCGCGGCGAUAGCUGGCGCACCCUGCCGCGCCAGCGCCAGCGCGUCGCGCUGCCCGGCGGCGAGGAGACGCUGCUGGUCGACCUCUCGGUCUGCCUCGCCGCCGACGGCAGCCUGCGGCUGAUCUCCGGCCGCCUGUCGCGGGCGCCGGCGGCCCCGACCGGCACGCGCCUGGAAGACAUGCGCGAGCGCUUCGAGGACAUCGUCCGCCUGGUCAGCGACUGGGUCUGGGAGACCGACCGCGAGCUUCGCCUGACCUUCGUCAGCCAGCGCGUCAGCGAGACCCUGGGCCAGCAUCCCCGCCUGCUGCUCGGGCGCAGCCUGCUCGACCUCGGGCAGUCGCCGCAGCUCACCGCGCUGCUGACCGAGCAGUGGCGACGGCCGUUCCGCGACGUCGAGGUGGAGAUGACCGGCCGCGAGGGGCGGCCCUACCUGUUCCGCCUCUCGGCCGUGCCGGUCUACGCGCCCGAGAGCGGCGCCUUCGCCGGCUACCGCGGCACCGCCCACGACGUGACCCGCGAACGCAUGCGCGAGCGUGCCAUCCUGCAAGCCAAGGAGGUGAUGAUGACCGAGGCCUUCGGGCCGAUGGGCAAGUCGAUCUACGCCGAGUACGCCCGCGACAUCCACGACAGCGCCGGCAAGCUGCAGCUCGACGAGGAGGAGACCGACCUGGCCGGGCUGAUCCACUCGACCGCCCGGCUGGUGCGCCCGCGCGCGGCCGAGAACGGCAUCGCGCUGGAGCUGGAGGUGGCCGAGGCGCUGCCCGAGGUCACCCUCGACGCGCGCGCCAUCAAGCAGGUGCUGCUCAACCUGCUGAGCAAUGCCGUCAAGUUCACCGAGCGCGGCGGCCGGGUCCGGCUGGCGGCCACCGUGGGCGCCGGCGGCGACUUCCAGCUCUGCGUGGACGACAGCGGCAUCGGCAUGACCGGCGAGGAGAUCCGGGUCGCCCUGACCCCCUUCGGCCAGGUCGACAGCUCCCUGUCGCGCAAGUUCCAGGGCACCGGCCUGGGCCUGCCGCUCAGCAAGGGGCUGGUCGAGCUGCACGGCGGCCGGCUGGAGAUCGACAGCCGCAAGCCCGGCGGCACCUGCGUGCGCGUGCGCCUGCCGGCCUGGCGGGUGGCCGGGCAGGCCGCGCCACCUGAGGCCGCAAGCCCCUUGCCCGACACCGGCCACGGCGGCCUGGAGCCCAUGCCGGACGUGACCACCAACGCCCUCGGCCAGCCAAUCGGCUGGCCGCUGCCCGACUGGACGCCGCCGCCGCGCCCGUCCGGCGAGACGCUGGAGGGCCGGCUGGUCCGCCUGGAGCCGCUGUCCGAGGCCCACGCCGCAGCCCUGCACGCGGCCAACGCCGCCGACCGCGAGGGGCGGCUGUGGACCUAUAUGGGCUACGGGCCCUUCGCCACGGCGGCGGCCUACCGGGCCUGGGUCGCCCAGGUCGCGGGCCAGGAGGACCCGCUGUUCUACGCCAUCCUCGACGCCGGCUCCGGCCGGCCACUGGGCGUCGCCGCCUAUCUGCGCAUCGACCCGGCGAACGGCAGUCUGGAGGUGGGCCACAUCUGCUUCUCGCCGGCCCUGGCCGGCACGCCGCUGGCGACCGAGGCCAUGGCGCUGCUGCUGCGCCACGCCUUCGCCCUGGGCUACCGUCGCUACGAGUGGAAGUGCGACGCCCUCAACGCCGCCUCGCGCCGCGCCGCGCGGCGUCUGGGCCUCGGCUUCGAGGGGGUGUUCAAGCAGGCCACCAGCUACAAGGGCCGCAACCGCGACACCGCCUGGUUCGCCAUCACCGAUCGACUCUGGCCGCAGCUCGACGCCGCGCUGACCCGCUGGCUCGACCCGGCCAACUUCGACGCCGCGGGCCGGCAGCGCACCCGGCUGAGCACCCUGACCCGGCCGAUCUACGAGGCCGGCUGCACGGUCGCGCCGCUGGGGGCGCCGGCGCUGGACCUGCCGCGGGUGAUCGGCCACCGCGGUGCGGCGGGACGGGCGCCCGAGAACACCCUGGGCGGCCUGCACCGCGCCGCCGAGCUGGGCGCGCGCUGGGUCGAGAUCGACGUGAUGCUGACCGCCGACGCGGUGCCGAUCCUGCACCACGACUACAACUUCGCGCGCACCUGCGCGUAUCCGCACGACGUCGCCCGGGUCUCCGCAACGGCGGUGGCCCAGCUCGAUGCCGGGCGCUGGUACGACGCCGCCUGGAGCGGCGAGGUCGUUCCCACCCUGGAACAGGCGGUCGAAGCCCUGCAGGCCCACGACCUGGGGCUCAACCUGGAGCUCAAGCCGACGCCGGGACGCGCGGUCGAGACGGCCGAGGUCGCGCUCGACCUGCUGACCCGCAUCUGGCCCGAGAACCGGCCGGCGCCGCUGAUCUCCUCCUUCACCCGCGACUGUCUGGAGGUGGCGCGCGACCUAGCGCCCCAGCUUGCGCGGGGGCGGCUCUGGGAGACGCUGCCCGACGACUGGCGGGCCGAGGCGGCGGCGCUCGGCUGCGCCUCGAUCCACCUUUGGCGCACGGAGCUGACCCACGCCCAGGUGCGCGCGGUCCAGGCGGAGGGCUAUCGCCUGGCGGUCUACACGGUGAACGACCCGGAGGAGGCGCAGCGCCUGCUGGAGUGGGGCGUCGACAGCCUGAUCACCGACCUGCCGGACCUCCUCCUGGGAGUCCCCGGCGUGAAGUGGGUCCUGAUCGUCUUCGGCGGGCUGCUGGGCCUCGCCCUGGUCGCGGCGGCUGUCUGGUAUUGGCUGGCCAGCAACGUCGAGCAGCCGGACUACCAGGUACUUUCCAAGGACGGGACUUUCGAAAUCCGCCGCUAUCCGGCCCUGGUGGUGGCCGAGGCGACCACCCGCGGCACCCGCGAAACGGCGGUGCGCGCCGGCUUCCGCCGCCUGGCCGACUACAUCUUCGCCAAGGACCGCGCCGGCGAGACGAUCGCCAUGACGGCCCCCGUCACCCAGCGGCCCGACACCGCGCCUGGCGGCGACGAGACGAUCGCCAUGACCGCGCCGGUGACGCAAGCGCCGGCGCCGGGCGAACCGGGCCUGUGGCGGGUCCACUUCAUCAUGCCGGCGCGCUACAGCCUGGCGGAGCUGCCGGCGCCGGGCGACGAGGCGGUGCGGCUGCGCGAGCUGCCGCCGCGCCGGGUCGCCGCCCUGCGCUUUUCCGGGCGCUGGCGCGACGCCCUGAUGGCGGACAAGGCGGCGGAGCUGCGCCGCCGCCUUGAGGCGGCGGGCCUGACGCCCGCCGGGCCGGUCACCUACGCCUACUACAACGACCCCUUCACGCCGGGCUUCCUGCGCCGCAACGAGGUGAUGGUCGCGCUGGCCGAGGCCGACGCCGUGCAGCCGGCUGGAGGCCUGCAGCGCCUGUGCCACCUGUUCCGCCGGGCGGCCGGCGUCGGCCUGGCGAUAGACCACCCACCAGUCGAGGCUGAGCCCCGGCGCGCGCGCGCCCGGCCGGCGCAGCGGGCGCGCCACCAGGGUGCCGUCGGCCAGCUCCGGCGAGACGGCCCAGCGCGACAGGGAACUGACGCCCACCCCGGCGCGCACCAGGUCGAUGAUCGCCUCGGGCAGGCCGACGACGGAGACGCGCUGCGGCGCCACCCCGGCCGGGCGCAGCACCGAUUCCCACUCGAAGCCCGGCUCCGGCCGGUUGGAGUAGGUGAUGUAGCGCUCGCCGGCCAGGUCCGCGGCCGUCACCUCCGCCUUGGCGGCCAGGCGGUGACCCGGCGCCAUCACGGCGACCAGCGGAUCGCCGCCCAGGCGCAGCCAGACCAGGUCGCCGCCCUGGCCCUGGCGGCCGUAGAGCAUCACCACGUCGGCCGUGCCGUCGCGCAGGCAGCCCAGCGGAUCGGUGGCGGCGCGGGCCACCAGGUCGAGCUCGAUCGUCGGGUGACGCGCGCCCAGGAACUCCAGGAAGGCCGGCAGCCAGUGGUAGCGGCUGUAGGGCGCCUGGCCGAGGCGGACCAGCGGCCGCCCCUGGCCGAAGCGCUCGACCAGCUCGCGCUCGGCCCGGGCCAGCUCGCCCACCGCCAGGCGCGCGGCGGCGAGCAGCCGUUCGCCCGCCGGGGUGAGCUGCACCCGCCGCCCGACGCGCCGCACCAGCGCCAGGCCCAGCCGCCGCUCCGCCUCGCGCAGGCGGUGGCUGGCGGCCGACUGGGUGAUGCCCAGGCGGUCGGCGCGCGGGCCAAUGCUAUCGCCCUGCUCAUGGCCCUCGCCCCGACCCGCAUCCUGAUCCGGCCGCCCCGGCUGCGCCCGAUCCCGCGCGACAGCGCCAGCCUCUGGCUGGUGGUCGCGGUGAUCGGCUUCGGGCUGGUGCCGCUGUUCGCGCGCCACCUCUUGGCCGCCGGCCUGUCGCCCGAGGCGAUCGCGCUCUAUCGCUUCGCCCUCGGCCUGCUGCUCGGCCUGCCGCUGCUGCCCGGCCUGCUGCGCAGCCCCGCCAAGCGGCGGCCGGCGCUGGCCCUGGCCGCCUGCGGCCUGGCCAUGGGGCUGGCCUGGUCGGCCUACCUGCGCGGCCUGGACCUGGUGCCGGUGGCCUGGGCCGGGCUGGUCUACAUGUCCUAUCCGCUGUUCGUCGCGCUGCUGGCCUGGCUGUGGCUGCGCCAGCCGCUGCAGCGCCGCGCCCUGGCCGCCGGCGCUCUGGUGAUGGCCGGCGCCGGCGCGCUGCUGCUGGGCGCGGGCGGCAGCCUGGGCAGCCUGGGCCCGGCGCUGCUGCUCUGCCUGCCAGCGCCGCUGGCCUUCGCGGUGAUGAUCCUGGUUCUGGUGCGCCGCUCGGCCGGCCUGCGCCCGCUGGAGAAGCUGGCGGCCAGCCUGACCGGCACCGUGCUGGGGCUGCUGCCGCUGGCGCUGGCCGCCGACCCCGGCGGUCUGGUCCCGGCGGCGCCGAGCGAUUGGCUGUGGAUCGCCGGCAUGGCCCUGAUCACCGCCGCCCUGCCGCAGGCGCUCUACAGCACCAUGGCCACGCGCCUGCCGGAGACGCGGGUCGCCACCCUGGGCGCGCUGGAGCUGCCGACCAUGGUGCUGAUCGGCUGGCUGGCCCUGGGCGAGCCGCUGGGCGCGCCCGAGGCCCUGGCGGUGGCGCUGGUCAUGGCCGCGGUCGCGCUGGCUCCG
This is a messenger RNA of Symbiodinium necroappetens, 5437 nucleotides long. The record is from the annotation of a GenBank genome assembly. Lineage: Eukaryota; Dinophyceae; Suessiales; Symbiodiniaceae.